Cuscuta campestris is the source of this 698-nucleotide messenger RNA. The record is from the annotation of a GenBank genome assembly. Lineage: Eukaryota; Viridiplantae; Streptophyta; Magnoliopsida; Solanales; Convolvulaceae.
AUAUGCUAUAUUGCGCGGUCAACCCCGAUGACUACCGAAAGAUCUCCUGUUGCACAACCGCCAAGGAGAUGUGGGACAAGCUUGAAGUGACGUACGAAGGUACCGAUCAAGUUCGCGAAGCCAAGAUCGAUUUUCUCACCCAAGAGUACGAAAUGUUCCGGAUGAAAGAAGGUGAGAAAAUUGAUGACAUGUUCGACCGUUUUUCAAAGAUCAUCAACGACCUUCAUGCUCUCAAAAAGACUUACACCAACAAGGAUCUCGUGAGGAAAAUCCUGCGAAGCCUCACACCCGAAUGGAGGUCAAAAGCCGAUGCAAUCUAUGAAUCCAUUGGAGUCUCCAAUGUCACCAUCGACGGGCUAAGAGCCACCAAGGAACCGGUGGAAGAGGCUUCAAGCGAUAACGACAAUGAAUUCGGGCUCGUCAUCAAGAAGUUCCACAAGUUCAUGAAGAAGGAAUUUGAGCGGAAGGGAAGGAAGCACGACGGUCCUCCCAAGUGCUACAGCUGUGGCGAGAUUGGCCACAUCAAGCCAAGGUGUCCAAAGGCCAAACACGGCAAGGAUAAGCCUGGCUUCAAGAAGCAAAGGGCCUACAUCUCUUGGGGUGGCGAUUCCGGCAACGAAUCAACCAACCAAGAGGAGGACGAAGCUGCAAAUCUCUGCCUCAUGGCGCACGAAGAUCAAAACGACGACGUCCAAGAG